CUCCCUCGUCGUCGCAGCCGAAACCUCGCUUACAUCGCUCCAGCUCUCCCGCCCUUCAACAACUCUGUCCAUGGAUCAUGCGGAGCUAACUACUGAAGAGGUUCUACGGAGGGAUAUACCAUGGGAAACAUAUAUGAGAACAAAGCUGAUCUCAGGAACAGGCUUGCAGUUGUUGAGGCGAUAUGACAAUAAAUCUGAAAGCCAACGGGCAGCUUUACUGGAUGAUGAUGGACCUGCUUAUGUUAGGGUGUUUGUAAAUAUUUUACGUGAUAUUUCGAAGGAGGAAACGAUCGAAUAUGUGCUUGCCCUCAUUGAUGAAAUGUUAACAGCGAAUCCUAAACGUGCGAGAUUAUUUCAUGACAGGACUUUAUCAGGCUCAGAUACCUAUGAUCCAUUUUUAAA
Phalaenopsis equestris is the source of this 402-nucleotide messenger RNA. Its product is annotated as probable V-type proton ATPase subunit H. The annotation marks the transcript as partial. Gene Ontology annotation, molecular function: proton-transporting ATPase activity, rotational mechanism. The transcript has 5 exons. Gene Ontology annotation, cellular component: vacuolar proton-transporting V-type ATPase, V1 domain. NCBI's taxonomy places the organism in Eukaryota, Viridiplantae, Streptophyta, Magnoliopsida, Asparagales, Orchidaceae. The record is from RefSeq and is a predicted model, not a curated record. Gene Ontology annotation, biological process: proton transmembrane transport.